Molecule: messenger RNA, 3332 nt
Organism: Penaeus chinensis
Lineage: Eukaryota; Metazoa; Arthropoda; Malacostraca; Decapoda; Penaeidae
Product: protein Wnt-4-like
Biological process (GO): cell fate commitment; multicellular organism development; canonical Wnt signaling pathway
Cellular component (GO): extracellular region
Molecular function (GO): cytokine activity; frizzled binding
Source: RefSeq, a predicted model, not a curated record
UGAGGAAGCAGUCUAGCUUGAUCUCCUUGGUGAGAAGGUACCGUGUGUUCGCUCCAACGGGAUUUCUCAGUGUGAGAGGCGGUCGUGCCUGACAGUUGGUGUUAAGUGAACUGCAUUAUUUGUCUCAUUUACGUGUACAAUGAAAAUAAAUAGCUAAAAGUGAAUGGAGUUUCAUGACCACUAGUGCUAUAGGGGGAUGCGAUGCUGAUCACCGAGUUUUGUUUGGUGCCAUCAGACAGUGGGGUAACCAAGAGAAGAGAGGUCGUGUAGGUGUCGCAAUGGGUCGUGCGUCGUCCCAGAGGGUGAGGGCGGCGACGGCGGUGGUGACGGCGACGGUACUGUUGUGUGCCAGUACACCUGCGUCUGCAAUACAGUGGCUGGCGUUGUCCCGAGUGACGGCGUUAGCAGUGACUCCCCGCGAACAAGUCACCCCGCAGGCCUGUGAGUCCUUCCAUGGCUCCUUGGUCCGCCAGCAAGUCCGCUUCUGCAAGGACAAUCCGGACUUCAUGGACUCCGUCAAGCGCGGCGCCAUCUGGGCCAUCGACGAGUGCCAGUUCCAGUUCCGGACGCGGCGGUGGAACUGCUCCACGCUCAACGACGAGACGAUCAAAGAGUACAAGAAGAGGAUGAAGCCCAAGAACACGCCAGAGACGGUGAUGGUGAGCAACAAGACGGAGCGCGCGGUUCCGGUGACCAGCCCGCCCGAGGCCCUGCAGUCCGUCAUGCCCAACUCGGCGUCGGCGAGAGACUCCUCCCCCCUCCCGAGGACCUCCGCCAGGCGACGCAGAGGCAAGAAGCGCAAAAAAUCCAAAGGCAAGCGCAAGACCGGGGUCGUCGGCUUGUACCCCAUUGUACCCCAAGGUACCCGCGAGGCGGCCUUCGUCCACGCCAUCUCGUCCGCGGGGGUCGCGCACGCCAUCACCCGCCGCUGCUCCUCCGGCGAGCUCGACGUGUGCGGCUGCGACCGGUCCGUGCGAGGCGUCACUCCGCACGGCUUCCAGUGGUCCGGCUGCUCCGACAACAUCGCCUACGGCGUCUCGCUCUCCAAGAGAUCGGAGAAAUCCUGAAGGAGAAGUUCGACGGCGCGACGGAGGUACGCCUGAAGGAGGUGACCGGGAGGGCCGAGCUGGAGCCCAACAAGCAGUACUUCAAGAAGCCGACGGAGAUGGACCUGGUAUAUGUGUCCUCGUCGCCAGAGUACUGUGACUAUGACCUCAACAGCGGCUCGCUCGGCACACACGGCCGCAAGUGCAACAAGACGUCGCGAGGCCUGGACGGGUGUGACUUGCUGUGCUGCAACAGAGGCUACGUCGCAUCACAGGAGCGGGUGAAGGAGCGCUGUUCUUGCAAGUUCCACUGGUGCUGCUAUGUCAAGUGCAGAACCUGUAUACGUGAUCUGACAGUCCACACCUGCAACUAGCGAUGAGAGACUGCCAGUAUUUAUGAGGUUUCACAUGUUAAGGAAGGAUUGGAUUCGUGUCACUCUUACCUGAACAUAGCAUAAGUUCUUGUAUUUAUGGGGAUAUUUGAUGGUUUAACAUAAUGAAGUGAUUCGUGUAAAUUGUUGGUAAUUGGGACUCUGAUUCGAAAAUACAUCAUUGUUGUUUCGAAUGGAAUUGAAUUCAGAUGCGAGUCAGUUUCCAAAGUGAACAGAUAAAUUACAAAAAAAAGAGAACGAAGCAAAAGUUGGACAUUAAAUGUUGUUAACAAAGUUGCUUAAUUUUUUCACUUGCGGAAGUUUCGGUAGGAAUUCUCUAUGUUGGUACGUGAAGAUCUUGUAAACGUUUCAGAAAUCAUAUUACUAUUUUAACUCUGAGCCAUUUAAGCCAUUUUGAUUCAUUACCCAUAUUGUAAAUAAAACCUAUAGUAUUAGAGAUGUAGUAUAGUUUAUAAACCCUUUAGUAUGAAAAAUGUGUAGACGGUGUAGGAUCAUUGAAAGAUCAAAUUUUGUACAGAUGUCUUCUGCUGAUUUUUAAUCUAACUGAGUCUGGUUAUGAUUAUUUUAUAAGAGUAACGGUCUGCUAUGAAACGAUAGUAUAUAGUGAGUAGUCCCUUCAGCUCCUCGUGUCUGUCUGUUUGUCUAUCUGUGUGUGUGUCUCGUCGGUUCUUUUGAUUGGCCAAAAUGCCUCCAGAGAUUCUUAUAAUUAUCGCUAACCUGAUGUAUAUAGCUCCUAUAUAGCAGUUAAGUUAAACUACUCCAUUCUGAGGACGUUUCAGCGAGAUCUAAGAUGCCCAGUUGCUCCAGAGCGACAAAAACGCAAGGAGAAAGCUGAACGACUUUUCUAUUCGCGUCUUUUUCCUCGUGUUUCCUUCUCCUUCUUUCUUUAUCUUUUACAAACGUGUUGAAUGAUUAUUUUGGUCAACAGAUACGACCUUCGCGUUGGCAACGUGUAAACUAAACGAAAACAAUAACAAUCUGUUCACUUUCUCUACAAUCUUUCUUGGUCCAUCUUGGGUGUCGUUGUUGCCCCCGUGUCGGCUACGUGGUAGUAGGUGACCCGAAAAAAUAUUUUGAUGUUUACAUAAACAAGAAUGUGUUGUUUGAGGACCAGACAAGUCGCGGAAAUGAGAAGGCGAGUUGGAGAGGUUUUGCAUAAUAAAUCCUCGCAGAGUCGUUGAGUGAGAAAUCUUGUGCAGCGGCCGAGAAGAUGAGGGAACUGGCCUUUCUUGAGAGAGGACUUCAAGAUCUGUUUGCAAAAGUUGUAGAAUGCGGAAGACUGCAGUGACUGGGAAAAUGCUUAUUCAUAACACCGAAUGUUGUCGAUGUUUAGUUUUCCACAUAUUAUCUAUAUAUACUAUUCUGAAAAAAUUAAGAUGAAAUCGGAAAGGAUUACAAGCAUACGGAAAAUUUUAAAAUUAAAAUGUAAUACAAUAACAGUUCCCACGACUGAAUCAACCGACUUGAUACAGUUGAAAUUCCGCAAUACAUUGGUAAAUAGACCCUAAAAUCUUCUCGGGACGUCCCUUAUCUGUGGAAAUGGGGCUGUACCUGUUAGAUGCUUUUACCUUGAGUGACGGGUGGAAUGGCGUCGAAACCUCAAGCCGAGGAUUGCGAAAACGUCAUUCACAUCCAAGAUAAGGUUGUACCGUACGUGUCAGUGGUUCCAUAAACAUAUAUUAUUGAUUUGUAUAAGUACAACAAUAGGAUGUGUGUUUUAAUGUCCCAAAUGAAAUAAAAUCCAAGAUUCACAUGUUUCACUUGGAAGCAUUGACACAUAUCUCUAUUCUUUAAAUUCAUUACGUAUCUCAUUUGUCAUCACUGAAGGCCUAUGUAUGCAACAUGCAACCAUCGUCAGACAUAAACUGUAAAAUAGAUUAAAAUUCCUGUAUAA